Brassica napus (rape) is the source of this 2896-nucleotide messenger RNA. Its product is annotated as transcription factor MYBC1-like. Lineage: Eukaryota; Viridiplantae; Streptophyta; Magnoliopsida; Brassicales; Brassicaceae. The record is from RefSeq and is a predicted model, not a curated record. Bases 1062 to 1814 code for a protein of 250 amino acids. Gene Ontology annotation, biological process: regulation of DNA-templated transcription. Gene Ontology annotation, molecular function: DNA-binding transcription factor activity; DNA binding. Gene Ontology annotation, cellular component: nucleus. The transcript has a single exon.
UAAAUGCGAACAAAGUUGGGUUUAACAAGUCAAAACGUUUGCAAGAACUUUCCCGUGAAGCUUUCAUUCUACAUUGAUGACAUUGUAGUUUAUGCUUUCAUGUUGUGAAAACUAUUUUUUUUUAAUCAUUGUUAUUUCUGUUGCGUUAUCUGUAUAAGCAACUAGCCAAUUAUACACGUUUUAAGUGUUAAACGAUGUGUUUCUUAAAUUGACGUACGGUCUAUCUAGUUUAUCAUGCCCUCCAAAUAAAACUAGCUUAAUUAUAGUUAAUUAAUCAUGCUUGACAUUGACAUACCGAAACACAACUUCCACUAGGUUAAACAAAACGCAUAUCAACCAAUAAUUCAGGAUUUAAGUGCCAUGUAGAUCCAAACUAAAGUUAGGUAUAAAACCUUAAAUUAACAUAUAGUUGUUUAGACUCCUAAGAACACAAUAGCAUAUACCAUAAAGAUAGAAACUCUUAGCUAAUCAUGUUUCAUAAAGCUCUCUUCACUAGGGAAAAUAGAGAUGCGUGAAAAUACAUUAACAAACAAAACAAUCAGGGAUACUAAUCAAAUGGUUCUGAAAAUUCGAAAAUGUAUUAAUUUCAGGUUACUUGUCCAUCCUAAAUUAUGUUUUUCUAUAAAACUGAGAUAUUGCAAUGCAGUAGGUUUGAGGUUUAAAUGCAGUAUCAGGCACCUCAUAAGAGAAAAAUCCAAACGUAAAUGAGAUAAACUUUCAACAUGCAAUAUGUUCUUCAUAUAGUAUAAGCAAAGAAUCAAAGCAGUUCUGCAGAAAGUUAAUAGAAUUACACUAAAAAUGGUAAACAAGUGGAAUACACGCGCCAAAGUAUGCGUCGGUCGAAUCUAAUGAUCUUAACUCUCAACUGAGAAACAAAAAUAUAAAAGAAUCUUCGGAUGUCUCUUGCCUCAAAAUCAAGAACUCUCUCUCUCCUCAUUCAUCGUCACUUGUCAAAUUGCGUCAUCUCUCGAUGUUCAUCUUCAUCUUCAACUAAAGAGAUAAUCUCAUUUGAAUAACUUGCCAUUUAUAGCCGGAGACUUUCUAUUUUGAGUGUUUUGAGUAUGAGAGAUGAAGAAGAAGAGCUUCCGUCGCCGGAGGAGCUCAUACCAUUAUCUCAGUCACUAAUCACUCCCCAUCUCGCCCUCGCCUUCGAUCUCAGAAGCACUCACCACCGCAACAACGGAAACUCCGGCCACCGUCUGCCUCAAACCACGCCGCCGCAAGCCAACUCAUCCGCCGGAGACGAACCAGCUCGGACACUGAAACGGCAGCGUUUAGUAUGGACGCCGCAGCUGCACAAGCGUUUCGUAGACGCUGUGGCGCAUAUCGGGAUCAAGAACGCUGUUCCCAAAACCAUCAUGCAGCUCAUGAGCGUCGAGGGGUUAACCAGAGAGAAUGUCGCUAGUCAUCUCCAAAAGUACCGACUUUACCUCAAGAGGAUGCAGUCCGGCGGAGGAGGAAGAGGAGGUAACGUCGGUGAGUCUGAUCAUCUCUUCGCGAGCUCGCCUGUUCCUGCGCACUUCUUACAGCAGACAGGGAGACAAAGCUCCGACCAUUUCAUACCGUCUUUUGUCCCAUUGGCGGAGACUCUUCAGCAUCAGCAUCACCAGCAACCGUCUCAGCUCCUCCACCGACCAAUAUCCGCCGUGAAGAUGGAUCAGUCGUUGUUCUUGGCUAGGCAGAGUCAGCAGCAACCUGUUGCUAUCGUCAGACCAUCUUCGUUGCAUCUGCACAGUCAAGUGGCUAACUACGCAAAUGAUUUGGAACCAGGAGCCAAGACGGUCUUGACACUGUUUCCAACUCGACAAGAUUGAAUUAAAAAAAAAACAAUUAUAAGAUUGGAACAUUCCACAAAAUUAUAGUUCAACCUUUGUUUGUCUCUGUUUGUGCAAUGUAGAUCCGGUCAGUACAACAAGGCUAUGUGACUGGAUAUGUAUUUUCUGUUUCAAAGUAUCUUUCAUGUAUAAGAUUUGGGUUUGGAUGAAAAGUUUCACUUGUUUAGACUUGAUUAUACAAAAGUACUUUACUCUGUUUCUUUCUUUUGUUUGUGUGUUUUUGCUUAUGGGUUUAGAUUUGUCUCCUAAAAGUUGUUUGCAGCUGUGAACCGAAUAUUUCAUAAAAGAAAUUGCACUCUCUUUCUUCUUGUGAAAUUCAAGAAUAUGAUACUAACCAAAUUCAUAUUGUAUGUUUGCAUAGCAAACCAAAAAAUGUAUCUAAUAUAUAAAUAUAUAUUGAUUGACCAAACCAUUGAUUGAAUCAUAGUACAUUGUACAUAGAACAUGAAGCAGCCAAAAAGCAAAGACUAGACAGUGCCAGCCAGGCAUAAUCUGAACCCCAAGAUCCGGUGCUCUCAUAUCCUUAAUCAUACCCUCUUUAUUUUAGUUACUUUUUAAUUUCUGUACAUAGAAUCGGUUAUGAGACCAAACUCAAUCAAGAUUUGUCUAUUAAUUAUGUAUUAUAUAAUUAUAUGACAAAGGAAAACUAUAGGUUAUUCAUUGGAUAGGAGGGGAUCAAUUAAAAGCAAUGAUGGUGUAUUCAUUAGCUGGCAUGUUCUGAUCUGCAUGCCCCCUAUCAAAGUCUUCAUAAUUAUUACUUAUUAUUUUUGGUAGAAAAAGUUAAAUGGCAUAAUAACAAACACAUUUUUAAUUAUUAACAAAUCUAUAAAUAGUUGAAUAAAAUUUUAGGUCUUAGAUUCCCUUGGUAGAUUUAAUUUGAAUAGAUGAAGCAGAGCAAACUGCCACUUAGAAAUGAAAGCUUUCAGAUGGGAUUUUGAUGCAAAAGCUUUGAUAAUAUUAAAUAUAAUUUGUAACAACAGAGUAAAAAUGUCUUGUGCGGCCAAUGUUUUCAACAAGAGCAGGAAAAAAAAAAACUAAGACUACAUCCUAAUAUAAAAGCA